Messenger RNA from Ectocarpus sp. CCAP 1310/34, 2054 nucleotides. The record is from the annotation of a GenBank genome assembly. NCBI's taxonomy places the organism in Eukaryota, Phaeophyceae, Ectocarpales, Ectocarpaceae.
UCGCUGAUUGCCGCUCUCUCUCUGCUUUCUUUGCCGCAAUGUCUGAAGAGAAAGACACGACCGCCCCUCCUGCUGCUUCCUCCGCUGCUCCCUCCACUGGCGAGACUGCCGCCGCCGAUUCGUCGGUGGACCUGGCCAAGCAGAAUGAGCAAACGGUGGAGCAGCAAAAUGCCAUCAACGCUACAAUAAAGGCAACACAGCCCAAGGUAGGAGCAAAAGAAGAGGUGGAUGCCCUGCUGCCGGAGUACGAGGGGAACCCAAAGCCGGGAUUCCGCAAGGGGGUCCAAGACUUGGGCAAGCGCUACUCUGCGCUUCGACGUGUGCGGGGCGAUGGUAACUGUUUCUACCGCUCCUUCCUGUUCGGGUACCUUGAGCGGCUACUGCAGGGCAUCAAGGGCGUCGGCGACGCCAAUACAAAGGCUAUGUUGGAGCUCAGCAGGCUUAGACAAGUGGUGCACGACAGCAAGGCGGCGUUGAUAGCCCUGGGUUACGAAGAGGUGGCUCUGGAUGACUUCUGGCAGACGUUCCUGCAGGAGCUAGACGCUCUGCCUAACAUGGAGAUGGGCCAGCUUGAGAUCAACUUCCGAGAAGAAGCAGGGCCGUGCGAGUACAUCGUGUGGUAUUGCAGGAUGCUCACCAGUGGGUUUCUCAAGCUCAACGCUGACAGAUUCCUGCCAUUUCUGGAACAUACGGUGGACAUGCAGGACUUUUGCCAGCGAGAAGUUGAACCUAUGGGGAAGGAGUGCGAGCAGAUCCAGAUCAUGGGUCUUUGCGAGCACCUCAACACACCUGUGAAGAUCGAGUAUCUAGACGGGCAAGAUUUCUCUGGGCAACUGGGGAGCAUCACCCUCCCCGACACUGGCGCGGAAGCGAUGGUCACGCUGCUUUACAGGCCUGGGCACUACGAUGUCCUCUACCCGAUGACCAACCAAUGAUUGGGAACCCAUCCUGGUGUCCCGAAACUUUAAUUUCUUUGUUGUUGUCACCGUAGACAAGGCGGCGCCCCCAACGCACGGCAGGACAGUCUUGUCUCUUUGACACAGUUUUCAAUACGAGAAGCAGGAGGGGUGGGGGGUCGAGGAUUAGGGGAUGAAUGGAAUCGAUCACAUUUUCUUGAUCGCAAGACGAUCAUGCGCACCCCUUCACGGACCUUGGAAAAAUUCCCGGUAGUGUUGGGGCAGACAGACAGCAACAGACGAUGCAGGGAAAGAGAGGCCACCACACGACUGACUUGUACCUCAAGUUUUUUUUUGUUCCAUGUUAACCCCCCGGGUCAACGUAGGAGUAGACAGACAGCAGUGGAAGUGGAUUCAGCCGCGAUGCUGCCUGCGACAGAGCAUUUGUUUGACCGAGUACUUGGCGCGUCACUCAUAUUUUAUUCUUUUGUACAUUGUACUUUGGUCCGUGUGUUGAUACAGACAGUAUUGCUGCCGAAGGCUGAGGGUACAGUAAAAGUGUGCGCAGGUUACGAUUGCUCUCUCUCUCUUUCUCUCGCAGCUAGCUAAGCAUUCUAGCGUCCUCCUGGAGGUUGUCGCGGCCGUUUUGUUUUCAGCCGUGCCGUGCCGUGCCGUGCCGUGCCUUGCCUUGCGUAUGUAGGUCUGUGCCUCAAUCUUCGUCUCGCGCCUCUCCCCUCCUCCCCUCUCCUCUCCUUUCGCGCCUUCUCAUUAGUCGAGCAGUUGGAAGAUUUUAUUUGGGGUAAAUGUUGGUGCUUGUUAGUAAUGUAGUAGGAUGGGUUUCGGUGUGUUCGUGUUUUUUUUUUGUCGCCAGCGGUGAAAACCACCACCACCUGGCGGUUUUGCCGCCAGGACUGACGUGUUGCUCGUUUCUGCUCCACGAUUAAAUGAAUGUAGUCAAGAUUGCCCCCGGUGUGUUUCGUGUAUUUUUUCGUGUUUUUAUUAAACGAAAACCUAGGCGCCGUGGUUUCGCUGCGAUUUCAUUUAUGUUGUACAAUGUUUGGUGGUGAAUUGCGUUGCGUCUUGUGGGAGUACAUAACCCCUUCUUGGAAUCGAAUCAAGGCAUGACGACCCACUGUACCCAGCGCCGUCUGGUCAGCU